AUGGAUAACGUUGCCGAGAUUGAGCAGGAGUUGGAAGGAGUCACACAGAUGCAUGUGGCUGCUGUCAAUGGAGAUAAAGCCUUACUUGCCAAACAAAUAGUCUCAAGUACUCAGGAAUUAGAUACAGGUGAUCAGUUUGGGCGGACUCCUCUCAUGUUCUGUGUGUUGGCUGAUAGACUGGAUUGUGCUGAGCUGUUAUUACGAGCAGGGACCCAGGUUAAUAGAUCUGACAAAGGAGGUAGAACAGCACUACAUUGGGCAGCUCAUAAAGGCAAUAAUCGAUUGCUGAAGUUAUUAUUAUCCAAGGGGGCUGACAUCAAACAGAAAGAUAAUGAAGGUCAAACAGUUCUCCAUCUGUGUACACGACAUAAAUCUACAAAAUGCAUGAAUUUGUUACUACGGCAACUGUCCCCAGGGGAAAUUGAUGAUCAAGACAAGAAAAAGAGGACAGCUUUACACUGGGCAGCUUCCUAUGGCAAUGUGGAACAUGUAAAACUUUUAAUUUUACAGGAUUCAAACAUAGGUAUACCUGCUAUAGAAGGUAAAACUCCUUUACAUUGGGCAGCUAGCUGUAUGGAUCCAGAAGCUCCUAGUUGUGUCAGACUUAUAUUGGAAACGACACCGACUGUUAUAAACUGGCCAGAUUAUGAAGGGAGAACAGCCUUACAUUUAGCAGUGGCUGAUGGGAAUGAAUCUAUUGUGAAAGUGCUAAUUUCUGUUGUAAACAGUAAUAUAUCAGCUUUAGAUAAUAUGUUUAGAACACCUCUACAUUGGGCUGCAGUUUUAGGUAAGAAGCUUAACACUGGUUUCAGGAAUAGUGAACGAACACCUUUACAAUGUGCAGCUUAUGGUGGCUAUGUUAAUUGUAUGUCUGUUCUAAUGGAACAUAAAGCUGAUCCUAAUGAUCAAGACAAUGAGGGAAUGACAGCUCUACACUGGGCCUGUAGUAAAGGUCAUCUUGAUGCUGUUAAACUUCUGAUGGAGUAUAGAGCAUUUCCAAACCACAUGGAGUUUACUGAAGAGAGGUACACUCCAUUGGAUUAUGCUUUGAUGGGGGAGCACCAUGAUGUGGCACAGUAUAUGAUUGAACAGGGGGCACUGUCGAUUACGGGUAUUCAUGAUAUUGCAGCUCUGAAAAUACAGGUAUUAAUUUUUCACUACUGA
Mytilus californianus (California mussel) is the source of this 1164-nucleotide messenger RNA. RefSeq names its product inversin-like. Bases 1 to 1164 code for a protein of 387 amino acids. Gene Ontology annotation, molecular function: protein binding. NCBI's taxonomy places the organism in Eukaryota, Metazoa, Mollusca, Bivalvia, Mytilida, Mytilidae. The record is from RefSeq and is a predicted model, not a curated record. The transcript has 10 exons.